Molecule: messenger RNA, 1503 nt
Organism: Sordaria macrospora k-hell
Lineage: Eukaryota; Fungi; Ascomycota; Sordariomycetes; Sordariales; Sordariaceae
Molecular function (GO): methyltransferase activity
Source: RefSeq, a predicted model, not a curated record
AUGGCAACAAGGAUACCACUCUCCCUCGGGGGAGCUUCUCAGCGCCCAUCCCGCCUAUUCCUUACGGCCAACCGCCUCACCCUCACCCGAGCCUUCACAACCACCUCUCUCCUAGCCAAGUCCAAGAAGCUUCCUGCGCGGUCCGAGGCGUCCAGCCCGUCCGGCCCAAAAGCAGUCUCAGAAGUAACCUCCAAGCCAACCUUCGAACCAACUCCCUUCGAGCCAACACCAGAGGCAAAACAACCUCCGAAAUCAAAGUCAAACUCAAACUCAUACUCAAACUCAUACUCAAACUCCGAAGCUCAAGACCUCGGCACCAUCCUCCAACAACGCCGAUGGCCCCUCCUCUUCUCCGGCCUCACAGCCCUCAUAAUGGGCGCCUACAUCUCCAUGAUGAUCACCUCUCUCGCCCGCGGCCCGGAUGCUUGCUCGCACGUUGACCCCGCAACCGGCCAACUCCCCGUGACCGGCCGACCGCGCGAGCUCGACUCUUUGACAGCCGACCCGGUGGUCAACGACCGGAUCCUGCGCGAGAAGGCCAUGGCGUUCGACAACGGCCUUAACAUGCCCGAGCGCAUGAUGGGUAUCCGCUCGCUGAGAAAGUGGCUCGGCACGAGAGUCAAGGGCCACGUAUUGGAGGUUGCCGUGGGGACGGGCAGGAAUCUGCAGUUUUAUAAUUGGAGCGAGGUUGUCAGGGGCCCCCUCGGUGCGGACGGAAGGGAGUUGUCGGAGGAGGAGAGGAUGGAGGAGGAAAGAAGGGCGAAGGAGAGGGUUAGGAGUGUGCUGGAUAAGGGCGGGAAGGAUGGAGACAAGAGGGAGAAGGAUUGGGUGGAGAAGAUGAAGUUGCCUGGAUCGCUGGAGGGCGAGAUCUUGACGUUCACGGGAGUGGAUAUUAGCGAGGGUAUGAUGGGUGUUGCGAGGACGAGGCUUAGAGAGAAUGUGCUGGACAGGGAUGGGCGGAAGGUUGUGCCCAAGGCGGCCGCGUUUUUGGCAUCGAAGGAAAGCGGAAUUGGUGAGGGUAAGAGAGGUGAAGAGCAGGAGGUGCUUGUUUCGGCGCUGGAGGAUAGGAUUAGGCUGGUGAGGGCAGAUGCCGAGGCUAAGUUGCCUGAGGCGCCUGCUUAUCCUGCGAGGUCACCUGGGGAGAAGGAUGAGGAGAGGAAGAAGUAUGAUACUGUCGUUCAGACCUUCGGCCUCUGCUCGGUUUCUGACCCGCUUGCUUUGUUGAAAAACAUGGCGGGUGUGGUCAAGCCGGAUACGGGUCGGAUCAUCUUGCUGGAGCACGGAAAGGGUUGGUCGGAUUGGAUCAACGAGAAGCUGGAUGCUUGGGCACCUCAGCACUUCAGUCGGUAUGGGUGCUGGUGGAACAGGGAUAUUGAGAAGUUGGUCAAGGAGGCGGAGCAGAAGGUGCCGGGAUUGGAGGUGGUGAAGAUUGAGAGACCUGGGUGGUUCCAGGCCGGCACUACGGUGUUGGUGCAGUUGAAGGUCAAGAGCCAAUGGAACUAA